CAGCCUUUUAAUGAUAUUUCCCCUCAUAUGGCUUUUGUUUCCCUUCGUUGUGUAACUAAUUAGCGGUGGUGUGUGGAGGCUUUUAUUUGCAAGCAUUGAGAGCGUGGUGACAGUGUAAGAGGAAGAGGAGGAGGAGGAGGAGGAGGAGGAGGCCUUAAAACCUGCUAAUCCCGCUGUCCUCAAUCUCUGUCUGAGAGUCCCUGAGGAGGCGACAGGACGGACGCGCUCAGCUCCUCUCCUGCCAAAAUCAUUGUCAGCCAGUGAAGAAGCGUUAAUCAGAUUAAAGCUGUAAACUUUUUUUUUUCUGCGCUCGCGGCAAAGACAGCGUCGCCGUUCAGUUUUGGAUUCAUUUUGUCCGAGUUAAUCCUAUUUUCCUGGAGGAUUUGAAGCAGCGGCGAUGAGCGCCGAGGAAAACUCAGACCCUGACUCCAACAAGCUGGAGUGUGUGAUACAGCGUCUGGAGGAGAGCGUCCUGUCUGAGGAGAAGAGGCUGACCGUCCGGGGCCCAUCACCUGAUGCCCCCCCUACGUGUCUGCCUGCGAGAGUGCGAGAGAUAGUUACAAAGAACCUCAACGACAGCACAGGUGGCAUGUCCUCGGUCAUGUCCCUUCAGGAGGAGAACCGGGUGCUGCAGGGCGAGCUGGCCAGGCUGGAGGACCUGCUGGCCCACAGCCGAGCCGACCGGGACGAGCUCGCCAUCAAGUACGGGGCCAUCAGCGAGAGGCUGGAGCAGGCGCUGCGCUUCGAAACGGGCGAUGGGGACCGCGAUUCGCCCGAGUCCCGCAGCCUCGCUCAGCAGAACGUGGACCUGCGGCGCCGGCUGGACGAGGAGCAGGCGGCGUACAAGCGUAAACUCACCGCCUACCAGGAAGGGCAGCAGAGGCAGGCCCAGCUCGUGCAGAAGCUGCAGGCGAAGGUGCUUCAGUACAAGAAGAAAUGUGGCGAUCUGGAGCAGAUGCUUCAGGAGAAGUCGUCUGAGCUGGAGAAGCACAGUGUGUGUAGCAACAGCGGAGCCUCAAACGGUCGGCAUCACGACGAAGCGAGCAGCAACCUGGAGGACGCUUUGAUCCGGCUAGAAGAAGAACAGCAGAGGAGCAGCAGCCUGUCCGCGGUGAACGCGAUGCUGAGGGAGCAGCUGGAGCAGGCGGGCUUGGCCAACGAGGCCCUCAGCCAGGACAUCCGCAGGCUCACCGUGGACUGGACCAAAGCCCGGGAGGAGCUGGAGCAGAAGGAGUCGGACUGGAGGAGAGAAGAGGAGUCUUUCCACAGCUACUUCAGCAGCGAGCACGGCCGGCUGCUGAAGCUGUGGAGGCAGGUGGUCGGCUUCAGGAGGCACGUCUGCGAGAUGAAGAGCGCCACUGAAAGGGACCUGUCCGUCAUGCGCUCUGAGCUGGCCCGGAUGUCCCACUGCGCUCAGGUGUCCUGCUGCGGCCUGUCCAGCUCCGUGGACGGUCGGCUGGCGGGGGAAAAGGCUCUGAGGGUCCAGCUGGAGCAGCAGCUGAGGGAGCGGGUGGCGGAGGCGAUGAACCUUCAGAGCAGAGCCGAUGCGGAGAAAAGUGAGCUCAACGUCAGGUUGUCUGAUGUGGUGCGAGAAUGUGAGCGACUUAAGGGCCAAAUUCUGGAGCGGGACGGGGAAAUCUCCGUCCUGACAAAGAGACUGGAGGAGCAGAGCGGCAGCGAUGAGGCCGACACGCAGCAGGUUAGAGCUCGCUCUCAGACGCUGCUGGACACGCUGCGGGACAUCGCUCAGACGGUGCUGUCAGACGGCGAGUCGUCAUCAGAAGCCGAUCAGGACAGCUCUGCAGCUCCGCUCCUGGCGCUGAUCCGUGACUCCUCUCCACGGCGUUCCUCCUCUCCGCUGAAGCUGGCCGCUCCUCCUCAGGCCUCCUCCUCCCUGUCUCCUCUGCCUGACGCGGCUCUUGCUGCUCUCCGCUCAGCAGUCACCAACAAAACGCUGCAGCUGCAGGACGUGCGAAGCCGUCUGCUCUCUGCCCAGUCCUCUGUGCAGCAGCUCAGAAAGCAGCUUUCCGAAUCCGACUUGGCCCGGCGAGACUUUGAGCAGCGACACCAGGUGCUGCAGCGCGAAAGGGACGCAGCUCAGCGAGAGAGGGAGACCAGCCAGAAGGAGAGGGACCGCCUGAAGCACGAGAGGGACAUGCUGGCAAGUGAGAAGGCGAAGCUGGAAAAGAGCUUCCUGGCUUUGGAGAGCAGCAGCCAGGUGGUGCAGAUGGAGCAGGAGAAGCUGCAGCUGGCUGUGGUGGCAGCUCAGCGGGAACGAGACCACGAGAGGGAGGAGAAGGAGGCUGCAGUUCAGGAGAGAGACCGGGCCAAAGCUGAGACUCAGAGGAUGCAGAAGCAGUGGGACCUGAGCGAGAAUCGCGCCUCGGCGCAGCGCGGGGAGCUGUCUGCUGUGAGGGAGACCCACCAGCAGGGGGAGGUUGAGCGGCAGCUUCUGGAGCGAGAGAAGGAGCAGCUGUCUGAAGCGCUGACUCGGGCCGAGAGCGGCAACACGGAGCUGUCUCUGCAGCUCAGCAAGCUGCAGUCUGAGAGCGCGGCUCUGAGGGACUCCCUGGCCAAGAUGGGCGGCAUGAAUGAGGGCCUGGCCCAGGACAAAGUGGACCUCAACAACUACAUCCUCCAGCUGGAGGAGGAGAAGGCCCUCCUGCUGGCUCAGAAGCGCGAGGCGGAGCAGGAGAAGCUGACCAUCCGGGACGAGCUGGUCCGCCUGGAGCAGGACCGGCUGGAGCAGGAGUCCGGCCGCAUCUCGCUGCACCGGGCGCUGCAGGACGCCGAGCAGAGCCGGGCGGGGAUGGAGACGGAGCUGCAGAGUCUCAGAGCCGAGAGGCUCAGGCUGCAGGAGAAAGUGGCCCAGCUUUGUGCCGAGGUGGCCUCGCUGGGCUCGGAGCUCAGCCUGGCUCAGGGGGAGGGCCAGAAGAACGAGGCGGCGUUGGAGGAGGCCGGCCGCGGUCGGGCGGAGCUGGCCAGGGACAAAGCAGCUCUGGUGGUCCAGCUGACGGCGUCCGAAAGAGAGAACGCGGUGCUGUCAGAGGAGCUGGCUGCUUUCAGGUCUGAGCGGGAGUCCCUGGAAACGAGUCUGUUUGAGGUGCAGCAGCAGCUGGCGCAGGUCGAGUCCCGCAGAGAUCAGCUGGAGACGGAGAUGCAGACCCUGAGAGUCCGCUGCGAGACGGCUGCAGCUGAGUUGAAGCGAGCGCGCUCGGAUGGCGAGAACGCCCUGGCCCAGGCGGAGAGAGAGAAGCAGACUCUGACUCAGACGCUCAGCGCCGCACAGCUGGACGCUCAGCAGGCCUUACGCAAGGCCGUCUCAGAACAUCAGGAGGAGGUGGAGAGACUGGUCUCGGAGAAGGAAGUUGUGCGUCACAGCCUGCAGACGGAGCACGAAGCUGCUCUGAGGCGCUUCAGGCAGGAGAUGGACGACGAGCAGCACAGAGCCAAGAGAGACCGAGAGGAGCUGCAGGAGGAGCUGAGGAGCGUGCAGCACGACCGAGACCAGAGUUUGCUGCAGGCGGAGACUGAGAAGCAGCAGGCUCUUUCUGUGAAGGAGGCGGAGAAGGCGGCGCUGUCUGACAGAGUGUCCAGUCUGCAGGCUGAGCUGUCCGCUGCGUGUCUGGAGGCCGAGCGCAUGGCCAGAGAAGCAGCUCACAGCAGAGAGCAGGAGCAGAUCAGGGUUGGAGCUCUGACCGCUGAGAUGCUGGAGCUUCGCUCUCAGCUGGACGAGGCGGCGUCGGCUCAUCUAAGGGAAGUCCACGGCCUGCAAGAACUCUGCGCUGAUCUGCGCUCGCGGGCCGACGCGGCUCUCAAAGAGCUGGAGAAGUGCCGAGCUUCGCUCUCAGCCGCCGAGGAGAGCAGGGAUCAGGUGAGGCGGGACUUGCUGGAGGUCGAACGUCGCCUAAGCCAAACCCAGGAGGUGUCGGAGAACUGCAGGAGAGAGGCGACGGAGCUGCGCCGCAGCCUCAGCGACGUCACCAAGGAGAGGGAAGCUCUUGGCCAGUCCAACACUCAGCUGAGAGGAGCGCUGCGGAGCGCAGAGACGGAGAGGAUCAGUGUGAAACGGCAGUGUGAGGAGAAGGAGCAGAGGCUGGCCGUGCUGGAGGAGAACCUGUCGUCCUCUCAGAAGGAAGUGACGGAGCUGCGCGGCUGUCUGAGGGAGGUGGAAAGGUCCCGCCUGGAGGCGCGGCGGGAGCUGCAGGAGCUCCGCAGACAGCUAAAAGUUCUGGAUGCAGAGAAGGAGCAAAAAGGGAGGGAGGUGGCAGAGCUGCAGACCCGUCUGGUUCUGGAGGAGCAAAGAGACGAGGAGAGAGGGAAGGAGGUCUUCUCCCUCAAACAGAAGCUCGCUGAAGCUGAAACCAGCAGAGAGUCAAUCAAGAAGGAGCUGUCCCUGACUCAGAGGCGUCUGAUGGAGUCCGAGUCGGGCUGGCGCAGCUGUGAGCGGGAACUGACGGCUCAGCUGCAGGAGGCCCGCGGCUGCGAGAAGAAGCUCCAGGACGAAGCCAAGAACCUGUCGCUGCGCGCCCAGGCCGCCAACGAUGCCGCCGCUCAGUCCGGCCUGCAGCUGAGCGAGGCGCAGGGCCGGCUGGCCGCCACCGAGGCAGAGCUGACCCGCGCCGAGGCCGCUCGCAGGGACCUGGAGUUUCGCCUGAGCAGCCUCCAGUCGGCGCUGACGCGGACGCUGGGCAUCGGGGCGAGCGGCAGGGGAUGCAGGGGGCGGAGCCCGGGAGGCAGCUCCCCGUCGCCCGGCAGCAUGUCGCGCCACCACAGCAUCUCGCCGCUGCGCUCCUCGCUGUCGCCACCUAAAGAAUUUCGAGGGAGCACACCAGACAACACUCUAGGUUCGGGGGCCGUUUCUCCCGAGAGAGGCGACACGCCGCUGCCUCAGUCCGAGCUGGACCCCGACUCGCUGAGGAGCGGCCUCAGGGACUUCCUCCAGGAGCUGCGAGAUGCGCAGAGAGAAAGGGACGAUGCUCGCUGCCAGCUGGGGGUCCUGCAGCGGGAGCUGGAGGAGCUGAAGGGGGAACGCGGCUCUGCCCAGAGUCGCUUCUCUCUGCUGCAGAACACCUUGCAGGAGAUGCACGAAGUGAAGCGUGGGCUGGAUGAGCGUCUGACCACCAGUCAGAUUCUGCUGCAGCAGCAGGAGGAGGCGGUGAGGAGAGGAGACAGAGAGAGGAGAGCUCUCUCGGACCGGGCGAAGGAGCUGGAACGCUCGCUGCAGGUCUCAGAGACGGAGAAAAGGCACACCCAGGAACAGCUGAACAAGCAGCGGGCCGCUGAGGUGCGUCUGGAGGCGGAGAGGAAGCGCCUGCGGGAGGCGCUAGAAGCAGCCGAAGCCCGGGCCACCAGGGUGGAGCUGGCGAGGCGCAGCCUGGAAGGGGAGCUGCAGAGGCUCAAACUGAGCCUGGGAGACCGUGAGGCCGAGAGCCAGGUGGCCCAGCAGCGCCACGACGCUCUGACCAAGCAGGUUGCAGAGGGAGAAGCUCGCGUCUCGCAGCUGCAGCGGGAGGUGGACCGGCUCAGCCAGGCUCUGCUGAAAGCUCAGGAAGGCGAAUCUGCUCUGAAGGAAAAGGCCACGUCCCUCAGCCAGACGCUCCAGGAGGUGACGGCGUCCCACAGCAGCACGCAGAGCCGUCUGCUCGCCCUGCAGAAGACGCUCAGUACGGCCGAGCAGGACAAAAGGCUCCUACAGGAACGACUGGAUGAAGCUCGGGCAGCUCUGGCUGAAGGAAAAAGGAACACAGCUGCCGUUACUGAGCGCGUACAGAACCUGCAGAGCGAGCUGAGCCAGAGCGAGCUGCGGCGGGAGGAGCUGGAGACGGAGCUCAGCAGCACGCAGGAGGCUCUGCGUCAACGAUCGGCCAGUGUGGCGGAGGCUCAGCGGAGCGCUCAGUCGGCCCAGACGGAGCGUGCCGUCGUGGAGGAGCGGCUGCGCGCGCUGCAAAGAGCGGUGGCCUUGUUGGAGACAGAAAAGAAGGAUGCUGAGAGGCAGGCGGUGCGGCUGGAGAAAGACAAGAACGCACUGAGGAACACGCUGGAUAAGGUUGAACGUCAAAAGCUGAAGUCCGAGGAGGGCAGCAUGCGGCUUUCUGCAGAGAAGAGCCGCCUGGAUCGCUCGCUGAAUACGACAGAGCAGGAACUUCAGGAAGCACAACAGCAGAUCCUGAUGCUGCAGACUCAGCUGGCUGAGAUGGAGCACUCUCACGGUCUGUGUGAGAGUUUGGUGCAGCAGCGGGACGAGGUCCAGCGGGAGGCGGAGAAGAUGAGGAGCAGCCUCCGGGAUGUGGAGCGAACGCUGGGCACCAGGGAGCGAGCUCACCGGCACCGGGUCAAAGGCCUGGAAGAACAGGUGUCCACUCUGAAGGAGCAGCUGCAGCAGGAGAUGAAGCGACGGCAGCCGUCUCUCCCACCGUCGUUGAUGUCCAAGUGAGAGUCGGCUCGAAGAAGAAGAAGAAGAAACGGAUUCAGGGAAAACUCCUCUCAACAUUGAUGUUUAAACUCUUAACUCAGAUUAAUCUGACUCUAACUCUAAACACUGCAUAUUGUGGCUGUGAAAAUAAUAGUAUUGGUGCUUCACUGUUGAGGACAAUGACUCCUCAAAUGAAUCCCAAUGGAGGGAAGCCUUAAAACCACCAGCAAACCACUAAUUACUCGUUAAACAUCUGUAAUCUGUCCUGGCUGAACAUCUUGUCAAAUUUUGUUCUGUUACUUAAGAAAAAAAAUCAAAAUCAUUACAGGAUUUUAUGCACUGCGUUUGGACAUUGUGUGAGAAGAAAAAUAUCGGAGCUUCUUUACGACUUAAACAACGGUAAAUAUGUAUUUAUAAGCACAACUGAGUUAACUGUACUGUUUGUCCUCUAGGAGACAGAUUGAACUAAUUAUCCAAUUAGAUGAGACUCUAUUUUAUAACUGAAACACUUUUUAUUACACCACUGCAUUAGCUUUUUUUUUUUUUUUUUAGGAGAGAAUAAUAACUGUACAAAUGUACUUUUUCCUUGCUGUAUGAACACUGACAGACUGAUGACUAACUACGUCAUCACAUUUGUGGUGGAAAUAAACAUGAAAGCUAUGUUUGCUGGA
Messenger RNA from Fundulus heteroclitus (mummichog), 7086 nucleotides. RefSeq names its product rootletin. The record is from RefSeq and is a predicted model, not a curated record. NCBI's taxonomy places the organism in Eukaryota, Metazoa, Chordata, Actinopteri, Cyprinodontiformes, Fundulidae. The transcript is spliced from 37 exons. Bases 398 to 6436 code for a protein of 2012 amino acids.